GAAAGUGAGGGAGAGCCGCUCUUUCCUCUGCGCUCGAUGGUGACGCGGUCGGCUAGCCGGUAGUCUGGGAGCCCUUCGCUGCGGAGUCGGCGCGCGAAAACUAUUUGGAGAUUAUGGAUGCUAAGCCCGAACCUGGACCCCUCAGUGAGAGUUCAGAACUUCUUUUCUCCUUUGGAGUUAUAGCAGAUAUUCAGUAUGCUGAUUUGGAAGAUGGCUAUAAUUUCCAAGGAAGCAGACGGAGAUACUACAGACACAGUCUUCUUCACUUACAGGGUGCUAUCGAACACUGGAAUAAAGAAAGCAGCCCACCCAGUUGUGUACUUCAGCUUGGAGACAUCAUCGAUGGAUAUAAUGCACAGUAUCAAGCAUCAGAAAAGUCACUAGAACUCAUCAUGAACACAUUCCAAAGGCUGAAAGUCCCAGUUCAUCACACGUGGGGAAAUCAUGAAUUCUAUAACUUCAGCAGAGACUAUUUAACAAACUCCAAACUUAACACAAAGUUUCUGGAGGACCAGAUUGCCCAUCAUCCUGAGACUGUGCCUUCAGAGAAUUAUUAUGCUUACCACUUUGUACCGUUCCCUAAAUUCCGGUUCAUUUUACUCGAUGCUUAUGACAUGAGUGUCUUGGGCGUGGAUCCGUCUUCUCCAAAAUACCAGCAGUGUCUGAAGAUACUGAGGGAGCACAACCCAAAUGCGGAAUUGAAUAGUCCUCAAGGACUUGCUGAGCCCCAGUUUGUCCAGUUUAAUGGAGGAUUCAGCCAAGAACAGCUGAACUGGCUGAAUGAAGUUCUUACAUUCUCUGACAGAAACCAAGAAAAGGUGGUGAUUGUGAGCCAUCUUCCCAUUUAUCCCGAGGCCUCUGACAGUGUGUGCCUGGCCUGGAAUUACAGAGACGCCCUGGCAGUCAUUUGGUCUCACAAGUGUGUGGUGUGUUUCUUCGCCGGUCACACUCACGAUGGUGGCUACUCUGAGGAUCCUUUUGGUGUGCACCACGUCAACAUAGAAGGGGUUAUUGAAACGGCUCCAGACAGCCAGGCCUUUGGCACAGUUCAUGUCUAUCCUGACAAAAUGGUGCUGAAAGGGAGGGGCAGAGUUCCAGACAGAAUUAUGAAUUACAAGAAGGAAAAAGCUCUCCAUUUUUAGUGUGAUUUUAUUUGUUUACUUUUAUAGAAAGAGACUGACUUGGCUUUGUGGGUUUGUUCCGCCUUCCUCUCCCCACAUCCUGAGUCUCAUUGUUUAGUAUUCUGUUUGCAUAACAAAUGGCCAUAACUGACUUCAGUGUGUGUUAGCUCGUAAGAUAUUCUGAAAUGUCAUUUUUGGAUAAUAUAUCCCGUGUUGAAAACUGGAAAGGAAAUGAAUGAAAGUAGCAUGAAUAAACCAGGGAGGAGACUGAGGUGGGGGGGAUACAGUCCUCCAAACAGAUUCUAUUUAGCCUUACCUGAGGUUUUUUUACUUUUUACAAGGAGAAUGUAUUCAUUCACUGUAUUAGCUAUGUAAGUUAAAAUUCAUAAUAAAAAAGAAAUAAAAUAAGCUCAGGUAAACUUUUUCCAUUUACCCAGUUGUGUGAAUGAGCUUUAGACAUUUUAUGCUUAGAGUACCCAUCAUAUUUGUACUUUUAUAGGUUUAUACUCCUGUUUCGUAAGCCAAAAGCAUCACUAGUUACUUCACAGGUGAACGAAUAGCACCCCCAUUCACACAGGUGAAUGUGUGGUCUCCCUUGUGAACCUCUUGUGAGUGCAGCCAAAUCAGGACCGAGUGCCAGUGCAGCUGUGUGCCUGCCAGCAUGUCUGUUUGGGCCCCCAGCUGGUGCUAUAGGAGACUAUCGUAGGUAGAUGAAUUUACCCUUGACUCCCUUUAUAGACAAACGGGGCAUGUUUAACUCAGCUGUCAUAUAUUCUAAGACUUAUUUGCAGAAACACUUACUCAGUGGCAAAUGGGGACUGUUCAAGUGUAGAAAAAGUUUGAUUCAGGGCCUGAAAAACAGGAAGACAAAAAACCAGUACUAGUCAACGUAAGUGUGUCUGCUGAGUAUCGAAGCAUUGUGGGACUGCAGAGGCGUAUCAGUUUCCGCUGGCUGCUGUAACAAAUUACCACAAACUUGGUGGCUUAAACAACAUAUAUUUGUUCUCUUACAGUUCUGGAGGUCAUAAGUCUGAAAUUGUCGUCACUGGGCUGAGAUCAAGGUGUUAUCAGGGCCAUGCUCUCUCGGAGGCAGAAUCGGUUUCCUUGCCUUUUCCAGCUUCUAGAGCUGCAUCUCUUGCAUGUCUUGGCUUAUGGCCCCUUCCUCCAUCUGCAAAGCUAGCAAUGCAGCUUUUUCCAGUCUCUUGCUGCUUUGUUGUCACAAUGCCUUUCUCCCCUUCCGUCUGUAGUCAAAUAUCCCUGUGCCUCCCUCUUAUAUUGUAAUUACAUUGAGGGCCCACCCAGAUAAUCCAGGAUAAUCUUCCCAUCUCAAGAUCCUUAAUCACAUCUGGGAAGUCUAUUUUGUGAUGUAAGGUAACAUUCAAAGGUUCUGGGGAUUAGGACCUGGAUACCUUUGAGGGUCAUUAUUCAGCCACUGACGUGACUAUAAUGCACUCCCUGCCUUCACUGACUUUCCACAAGUGAGAGAGAGAAACAACCCUGCAUACAAAUGUCUGAAGAAAGGACAGUGGCAACAUGGAGGAGGGAUUUAAUUUUGUUUGAAGGGAAUAGGGAUGACUUGAAGAAGGAAGAAAAAUGGUUUAAAUAGGUGUGCAGGUGCAUUUCAUGUAGACAGAACAGCGUAGCAUCAUAGGAUAUGCUGAGUUCAGGAACUGCAAGUAAUGCUAUGAGGAUUCACCAAACAGCGCUGGGGGAUGGCAGGCGGUAAAGCGGGAAAGGACAAGCUAGGGCUACGUGGUGAAGAGCCCUGAGUGACGAGCCAGAGUUAGAACUAAACUUGUCAGGCAGUGAGGAACCCUCCGGUGUCUGAGCUGGGGAAUGUGUAAGGAAAUUUGUGUCAAUUCCAGGCAGUGGAUAAUGAGAGGCUGAUAUAGGAGAAUGACAAUGGGGAGAAAAAAGAUUGUGAGGGUGGGAGGACAGAGAUUUUGACAAUAGAACUAUUAAACUUACUAAUAAUACUUAAAUUCAAUUGAAAAAUAGAGUUGAAAAGCAAUUUCAGUAAUACUGUUCAAAAGGCAGUACUUUACCAAGUUACUGCCUUUUACAUGCUUCUGGAGAUACGAAAGGAACUGUGUAUAUUCACAAAAUUCAUAGUGUUAUAUGGGAGAUGCAAAUAUGAUGAAAGUGUAUUUUGAACAUUACUUUAAAAAAAAUUGAAACAUUACAGUCUUUUAAGCACAGAAUCAGGCAUUACUUGGAGGAUGGGUAGGUCCUAUAUAGAAUUUGGAAAUAAAUCUGUUUCUUCAUGUCUGACUAAUAGUUAUACUAACGGAGGUAUAAAAACCAUAAAUAUACCAGAAAACUGAAAUCCUUUAUUUGUAUUUCACUGACCCUUAAAAUAAAUUUUACUUUAAUUGCUUUAAUAUCAACUAGAUUUUUUUUUCUUUACCCUCUAAAUCUUGAUAGAGAAUUUCUGACUAUCCAGUGGCCAUUAUGUAAAACAAAAAACAUGCCUAUCUCCUUUAACAAAUAUUUAUAAAAUACUUAAUAUCGUAUUAAAGGCUAUAAAAAGAGGCAAACUACCAGACUCAUUUUCACUCUACUAAUACUUCUUGAGUCAAAUAUUUCCUAAAUCUCAUGAAACUGUCUCCACUAUGGAGUUUGAUGCUAGCAUAUGUAAAAGAGUUGCCGUCCAGAUGCUCUAAGACAGCACUGACCAACAGAAAUAUAAUGUGAGCCACAUAAGUAAUUUGAAAUAUUUUAGCAGUCACAUUUUAAAAAGUAAAUAGAAAUAGAUAAAAUUAAUUUUAAUUAUGUAUUUUAUUUACCCCAAUACAUCUAAUAUAUUAUUUUAACAUGUAAUCAAUAUAAAAAUAUUUUACAUUCUUUUUUAUACUAAGUCUGUAAAAUCUAGUGUAUAUUUUAUACUUAUAAUCCAUCCAUUUGGACACUAAAUUUUCAUUGGAAAUACUUGGUCCAUAUUUAGAUAUAAAAUUUGCAGCUGAAGAAGUAGAUUCACAUAUCCAAGUUGUUCCAAACAUACUUAAAACAAGUGUUCCAAACACACUUAUAAGUUUUCUCAUAACUGAAUUGAUGUUUUUAAAUAAAAAUGAAAAAAUUCAAACUUCUUCAGUGUACAUUUCAAGUGCUCAAUACAACAUGCAGCUAGUGGCCACCAGACUGCACAGCUCUGAAAUGGUCUUCUCUACAGGGCUACUUUUGACAUUAAAAAUAUGUGUCUAGAUUUUGGUCUUAUUUUUCAUUUAAAAUGUAAUUAAUAUUCUCUCUCUCCUUCUUUUUGGUCCCACAUUCCUUUAUUCUAGCUAACUUUCUUUCCAAGACAUGCUUGUUCACUUGGUUCAUCUGGAGUCCUCAUUUAAUUCAUGGCACUGUACCAGUUCAGUAUACUGAGGUUAGUUCAGGGGUACAGCCCUCUCCUGAACUCUUUCUAUCAUUAUCCAAACUCUGCUUCCCUCUAUGUUAUCAGGUGCAGCCCUUUGUCAGCUCUUUAUAUUUUGAAUGCUCUCAUAUUAUCUCGGUUAUAAACCUUGCAACUGUAUAAAUAAGUAGGAGGUCUGGUAGUAACCCUAUUUUAUAGAUAAAGAAUUAUCCAUGGGAGGUUUACACAUUUGCCCAAGUCACAUGGAUAGUGACGUAGCUGAGUUAGAAUUCAUAUUUCUGAACUUUUGUAUUUUGCCUUUUCCACUACACUGUGACACAACAGAACGUCAGACUCCUUUUCUUACUAGUCCCUUCCAGUCCUGUGUUGUAGGCAGCCUAACUUAGGAUUUUUAAAAAAAAUCAUCUCUAGUAUUAACUCAAAUUACCUGAAAUAAAUUCCUAGGAAACUGGCAUGUUACAAUCAUGUUUACAAAAAAUUGUAAACUCUCAUUUUAAGAACAGGAUUCUUCAUUUAAAUUACUGUCUUGCAGUGAGUUGGCCAGGAGGACCGCAUCUCCUUGUUUAUAUAUAUAUAGACCCAUGAGAUAAAUGGGAAAAGAGCAACUAUGAUAGCAAUAGCCAACUGAAUUCUUCCACCAACUGGAUUCCUAUAAAGACACACAAAAAUUAUUAUAAAUAACAAUCCAAUAAAAAUUAUGAAUUGCUUUGGUAACGAAUAUGAAGAUUGAUUUUACUAAAACACAUCAUUACAUUUUUGUACGGUCUUUUUAAUUUUUUAAAUUGAAAUAUAAUUCUUAUAUUUCAUAUAAGAAUUAUAUAAGAAAUAUAAUUCUGCAUUUCAGUGACCUCAGUUGAAGGUCAUUGAUAAAGCAAUGUUAAAAUGGAUCUUUACAUAAUGAUUUUUGUGUCCUGUUUAAGAAAACUUUUCUUCCCCAAGGUCUUAAGGAUACUAGAUUAUCUUCUCUAAAAGUUUUAUUGUUUUGCUUUUCACAUUAGAUCUAUAAUCCACCUAGAAUUGAUUUUUAUGAAAGUUUUAAGGUGUAGGGGUUGUUUCACUUUUUUCCAUAUGGAUAUUCAAUUGCUCCAGCACUAUUUAUUGAAAAGAUUGCCUUCCUUUGCUACCCUGGAGUGCCACCAUUGUCCUAAGUAAAGGCCAUAUACAUACAUACAUACAUAUAUAUAUAUAUAUAUAUAUAUAUAUAUAUAUAUAUAUAGAUCUGUUUCUAGAUUCUAUUGUUUCAUUCAUUUAUUUUUCCAGUAUGGGUUUAUCUUAUACUGCCAUAGGAUAAUUAUUUAGGUGUUCUUUAUUUUAAUAUUGAGGUCUUUAAUUUCUCCCAUAAUGUUUUAUAGUUUUGUAUGCAGAGAUUUUGCACAUCUCUGCUAGAUUUAUUCCUGGGGAGUUGAUUUUUUGAUGCUAUAAAUGAUAACUUUUUGUUUUUAUCAUUUUCUGUUACUUGCUGAUAAAAAUAGUUGAUUUUAGUAUAUUGACCUAGUAUACAGCCAUCAUGCUAAACUCACUUAUUUGAAUAACUUUUUAGAUGUUUAGAAAUUUUCUACAUAUGUGAUUUUGUCAUCUGUGAAUAAGGAAAAUUUAAUUUUGCCUUUCCAAUCCUUGGGGGCUUUUAUUUCUUUUUCUCGCCUUACUGUACUGGCUAGGACAAGAGAUAGAACAGUGUUGAGUAGAACUAGUGGCAACAGUGGCUACUUCUCAUUCCUGAUCUCAGAGGAAAAGUUUUCAGCUGCUCACCAUUAAGUAUCAUGCUGUGGUAUAGAUACCCUUUAACAGGGUAAGUUCCUUUUUAAAUCAAUUUUUAUGAGCUUUUAUCAUGAAUGGAUGUUGAAUUUUAUCAAAUGCUCUUUUUGUAUAGGCUGAGAAGAUAGUUUAUUUUCUUCUUUCAUUCUGUUAAUGUAGUGAAAAACACUGGUUGGUUUCCAAAUGUUGAACUAACUGUAUUCCUAGAAUAAACACAACUUGGUGGCUGGGUCA
Messenger RNA from Orcinus orca (killer whale), 6468 nucleotides. RefSeq names its product ADP-ribose/CDP-alcohol diphosphatase, manganese dependent (gene ADPRM). The transcript is spliced from 4 exons. Bases 114 to 1142 code for a protein of 342 amino acids. The record is from RefSeq and is a predicted model, not a curated record. Gene Ontology annotation, molecular function: manganese ion binding; ADP-ribose diphosphatase activity; CDP-glycerol diphosphatase activity. NCBI's taxonomy places the organism in Eukaryota, Metazoa, Chordata, Mammalia, Artiodactyla, Delphinidae.